UUUCAGAUAUACGGGACGGGUUUAGAUCCUGGGACAUUAUUGUUUAUAGGAAUAGAGACUGAUACGGUAUCCUCCCAGACUCAUCAAGUAUACCAUUCCUUUUACGAAGAGAUGAGUAUAGAUAAUAAGAUCCCCCAUAAUGCUAAAAACCUGUUCAUUGAUCUAGCUGAAAGUAUUGCCGGUAGUCUUAAUGUUACCAACUGCUAUGUGUGUGGAGGUACUAACAUGGGAGACCAAUGGCCUUGGGAAGCAAAGGAGGUAAUGUCCGGUUCUGAGGCAGUUGACCAAUUAAUAUCUUCACAAGCCGAUUAUCAGAUGAGUGUUAGAGGUAAAUCUGAGUGGAGAUUAAAGACCUCCAUCAUAGGUUAUGUUUGCAUAGCAAGGAAAGGAAUGAUGUAUAAUACUUCUGUAGGAGAAUUAACUUGUCUAGGGCAAAAAGCUUAUGAUGAUGAUACAAAGAAUACAACUUGGUGGUCGGCUUCAAAUGUCUCAGAACCAUCUAACCCGUUUGCUAGAUAUGCCAGUUUAAAGGAUGUGUGGUUUGAUUUAUCCAUCACAUCUACCUGGAGAGCCCCAGCAAAUUUGUACUGGAUCUGUGGUAAGAAAGCCUAUUCGGAGUUGCCACAGGACUGGGAAGGGGCAUGUGUGUUGGGUAUGCUCAAACCAUCCUUCUUCUUGUUACCGAUUGAAACAGGUGAGACUUUAGGUGUUAAAGUGUAUGAUGUGAAUCAUAGGAAGAAAAGGGGACCCUUAGAGAUAGGCACCUGGGAAGAUAAUGAAUGGCCUCCCCAGCGUAUCAUAGAUUACUAUGGGCCAGCCACGUGGGCUGAGGAUGGUACCUUUGGUUAUAGAACCCCUAUUUAUAUGCUCAACCGUAUUAUAAGAUUACAGGCGGUGGUUGAGAUUAUCACAAAUGAGACAUCACAAGCGCUCAAUCUUCUAGCGAAGCAUAAUACCAGGAUGAGGACAGCAGUGUACCAAAAUAGAUUAGCCUUGGAUUACCUUUUGGCAGUAGAGGGAGGUGUAUGUGGGAAGUUUAACCUGAGCAAUUGCUGUCUUCAAAUAGAUGACGAAGGGCAAGCAAUAGCUGAGCUUACUAGCCAUAUGGUUAAACUAGUGCAUGUGCCUACUCAGGUAUGGAAAGGGUACAAUCCAAGUAGUUGGUUUGGUAGCUGGUAUGAGUGGUUUGGAGGGCUUAAGGCAGUGGUAGGUGGAGUCCUACUGAUUUUACUGUUGUGUCUACUCCUACCGUGUCUUAUACCCUUAGUAGUUAGGUCUGUGCAAAGCCUGAUAGGAACUAUAGCAGAGAGGAAGGCUGCUGCACAG
Messenger RNA from Pelobates fuscus (common spadefoot toad), 1326 nucleotides. RefSeq names its product endogenous retrovirus group 3 member 1 Env polyprotein-like. The transcript has a single exon. The annotation marks the transcript as partial. The record is from RefSeq and is a predicted model, not a curated record. NCBI's taxonomy places the organism in Eukaryota, Metazoa, Chordata, Amphibia, Anura, Pelobatidae.